AUGAAGCUGUUACUAGUUUUUGUGAUUUUCGGCUCGGCCCUUGCAGGUUUUGACGGGUUUUGUUCAAUGGUUAUGAAUGAGGAUGGGACCGUCUCCUGUGAGCACGAAAACAGGACACGCGAUGACACGGGAAUUGCAGACGGCUACUGUACGACGAAUGUCCACGAUGUCAACAGCGUUACCUGUAAAGGUGAAAAUAUAACGGAGAUUCCAAAUCACCUUUCAGUCGACAUAAUGAAACUACAUCUGAGCAACACCGGCAUUGAAGAACUGCGUCCCUAUGGUUUUCAGAGAUAUAAAAAGUUAAGAGAACUACACAUGCGUAACUUCUAUCAGCUGCUCAUCAUACAUGCUGGCGCCUUUGACGGGUUAGAUGAACUGAGGAUUCUUUUGAUUAUUGACUGUCCAUAUCUUCAAACAAUACACCCAGGAGCAUUUGGAAGAUUUGAAGAACUGGACACCCUACGGUUACACAAUAAUGAAAUUGAAACAAUUCAAGACUACGCCUUCGUUGGUUCUCGGAUAGCUAAACUGGACUUCAGCCACAAUCCAUCUCUUACCGUAAUCGGGAAACACGCAUUUAGUCAGAUUCAGGAUUUGGAAUCAAUAGAUUUGUCAAAAUCGUCUAUCACAGACCUGCCAACUGACGGGCUUAUUCGCAUUCAGAACAUCAACCUGGAAGGAGUCUCCACUCUGAAGACGUUUCCGUCCGUCCUGCAGUUCUCCAACAUCAAGACGGCCAAGCUGUACUACGCGCACCACUGCUGUGCGUUCAAACACCCCGAGAAGCAGGACCCCCAGCUCUAUCACAGCUUCCAGGAGCAGCUGAAGAAAGAGUGUUCCCGCCAAGGUUCCACACACACCCCUGAAUCCACCCUCGUCACUCCCAGCACCACGUCGAAAUGGCGCAUGAAGAGAGCCUUUGCAGACGGCGACCAGUUUGGAGAUUUUGGAGAUUUUAACGUCUCUAGAAGUAAAACAGACAACACGAUUGAAGGCCCUUUAAAAGAAGGUUUUGGUGAUUCUGUGUUUUUGACGAAUCACAUGAAGGAUGGUUUCAAGUUCGAUAUGGCGACGCUGUCAGAGAAUGACACGACGGUGACGACCGUUCUGUGCGGUAACGUGACACUGGCGUACACGACGGUGAUCUGCACGCCGCAGCCCAACGCCCUCAACCCGUGCGAGGACGUCAUGGGUUACGAGUGGCUGCGCGUCCUCGUCUGGUUUGUCGUCCUGGCGGCGCUGUGCGGGAACCUGGUCGUCAUCAUAGUUCUCAUAACGGGCAAGAGCAAAAUGACAGUACAGAAGUUCCUCAUGUGUAACUUGUCCUUCGCCGAUUUCCUCAUGGGAUUAUAUCUCCUGCUCCUCGCUUCGAUAGACGCCCAUUCCCUAGGGGAAUACUUCAACCAUGCCGUCUCGUGGCAGAAUGAUGGCGGAUGCCAGGUCGCGGGUUUCCUGACUGUGUUUUCUAGCGAGCUGUCUGUAUUUGUGUUGAUGGUGAUAACUCUUGAGAGAUGGUAUGCAAUCAGUCAUGCUAUAUACGUGACGAAGCGACUGAAGCUCCGCCAGGCAUCGUGCCUGAUGCUUGCUGGCUGGAGCUUUGCCGUGACUAUGGCGCUCCUGCCGCUAGUGGGAGUCAGCAGUUAUGGCACUGUAAGUAUAUGUCUUCCAAUGGAGACUAAGAACCCCGUGGAUACAGGGUAUAUAUUUUCUAUUCUCCUUCUAAACGGAAUUGCCUUCAUCGUGAUAGGCGGCUGUUACGUGAGUAUGUAUUUCAAAGUGAGGAAUAGCGACUCGAGCGCCAGACAGAAUGACGCCACCAUCGCCAAACGCAUGGCCCUGCUCGUCUUCACGAACUUCUUGUGCUGGGCGCCCAUAGCUUUCUUUGGAUUAACAGCGUCUGCCGGGACGCCUCUUAUAGAUAUUACGAACUCGAAGAUUCUGCUAGUCUUUUUCUACCCUUUAAACUCGUGUGCUAAUCCAUUCCUGUACGUCAUUCUGACGAAACAGUUUCGCAAGGACGUGGUGAUAAUCCUCUCGCGCUACGGCAUGUGCACCCAGAGGGCCAACAAGUACAAGGGCACGUUCAUAAGCCGGAGCAUCUCCAACUCGCGGCAGAACGGCAUGGUGCUGCACACGGUACAGAACCCCACGGACAUAUCGAUGCUGUCGAACCUGACGCAGAGUCAGAAGAGCUCCAGGCUGUCGCUGAACGGAAGCACGCCGUGCAUCACUCCUCAGACCACUCCUGCCACCACCCCCGUGCUGGCGUCCAAGAGUGGAAACACGUCCUCGGUGUUUCCCUCCCAGUCCCUCCUGUCUCCGGGCGACAAGACGAAGGAAAGGAAGCUGAGCACCGUUCCGGAAACGGGUCAGAUUUCCGAUGAAGUGCAGGACAUAGCCAUAGAGGUGCCAGACGUGUUCAUAUACCGAGACAACGGCGAGAAUCGGGUGAGGAGCUGCAGCGAAUACGUCAUCCUGUAUCCGGCGAGGGAGGGCAGGAGGCGGAGCAGCAGACUGUCUGGAUGCGAGAAACAGUCUAGUCUGGACACCAGCAUCAGCGGCAACACGGAGACGUCAUUCAUGAGCGAUACGUCCUCAUCGUAUGGACGGAAAGACAGCUCCGACGUGGACAGCUCCAUACACGAUGCCAAAAGGGCGUCGUCAAGACUGAGCAGUCUAAGCAAGGACGACGACGGCUCUGACAGUGGCGUGGAGAUGUACAAACACUGCCCCGGGGACUGCCGUUUAUCACGUGGCGUCGACGCGAUGGUGUCUGAGAAGCUGAUUCGUCAACGACGUGACAUGUCGGACGAUGAAGCUGAGGUCGACGCCAGACAGUCGCUGCUGUAG
Gigantopelta aegis is the source of this 2853-nucleotide messenger RNA. RefSeq names its product lutropin-choriogonadotropic hormone receptor-like. NCBI's taxonomy places the organism in Eukaryota, Metazoa, Mollusca, Gastropoda, Neomphalida, Peltospiridae. The transcript has 7 exons. The record is from RefSeq and is a predicted model, not a curated record. Bases 1 to 2853 code for a protein of 950 amino acids. Gene Ontology annotation, biological process: G protein-coupled receptor signaling pathway. Gene Ontology annotation, cellular component: membrane. Gene Ontology annotation, molecular function: protein binding; protein-hormone receptor activity; G protein-coupled receptor activity.